GGGGUUGGCGCUUUUCAUAUCCCCUGCUCUGCUCUCUCCUCUGCUCUACUCUGCUCCCGCAGCACACGCCCUCUCCCUCCCCCCCUCCCUCCCUUCCUUCCUUCCUUCCUUCACCCUCUCCCGUCUCAUCACUCCUCUGGAUCAGCUCUCUCGUGUACAAAUAUAAAGAGAAAAAGCAGAGACUCUGCAGUCUGCAGUCAUCCACCAGCUUCCGUAUGGUUUCAGUGAGACUGCCGGGCAGUGAGUGCAAGACGGGCUUUGCGCGGAACCAUUCCCCACCCACCCAUCUUUAGCUUCUUCACUUUUUCUCUCUGCGUUGCUGAAGAAACUUGAAAGAAGGAAAAAAGUGCUUCGGAAACCAAAAUCAGAGCGCUUUUACCCACUUGCAGUUUGUUCAGAAAUGGCCGAUUGGGGUUUCGGAUUCCUAAAGUUUGGCAGAAAUUUUUUUUUUUUUUUAACCAUUAGCUUCGGUGUUGAGAAAAUAGAGGAAAAGAAAAGAAAGGAAAAUUUUGAGCCUCGUGUUAUGUAUUGCUCUAGGUUUCAGACCCCACACAUUUUCUCAAGUCUUUUCACAAUAACAAAUCUAAAUUUCAAAAUUUUGUUUGUUUGUUUUUCCUGUAACUCCCACGAAGUCAAGAAACAGACUGGCAAGAUAAUUACAAGACUAACAAUGGUGGGUGGAGUUGCUCAACAGCCUCUUCUGAACAUACUGCAAAACUUUUUAUGGAAUUUUCGGUUUUUAGGAAACCAUUGUUGAAUUAUUGUGUUUUCAAAAUAUAUAAAAUGUGGGUGGAGUUUUCAUUUAUGCAACAAUUAAUGCUGUUAAAAUAUAUAAUAAUGAAGAGGAGGAGGAUUUGGGAAUUUCUAUCGAAAAUGAUCAUUAUUAAACCAUUUUAUGUUCUUGAAGAUCCUUAUUUUCGUUUCUUUACAGUAUUUUUUUAAAAUUUUAGCCUUUUAAUGUUUUAAAUUUUUCUAAAUUUAAAGUCUUGUACCAAUAAGGUACGGGUAGGAUGCUGGCUAAACAUGAGACUAUGCUCUACUGGAGAGAACAUUUGUGUUCUUUUCUUCAACACAAGAUGCAUACAGAAGCCUAACUAACGUUAAUCAGAAGAAGCUGAUACACGCCCUGUAAAUUAGUUGACAAUGUCAAGGCAAGCUCAUCUUCCCCCUCGCUGCCCAUUUCAAAAGAAAGUCGCCCCUCGCUCCACACAUGAACCUAUCCCUCCAACACCGCGAAGAGGUUAUGAUUUGCGUCCUCAGCACCAUAAAUCUUCAUCCCAAAGCUCCAUCCUAGAGGAGCAACCAGCAUGGCUUGAUGAUUUGUUGGAUGAUUCAGACUUGAAUUCAAAAGGAACAUCCCAUCGACGAUCAGCUAGCGAUUCAUUGACUCUUUUGGAUGGCAUUGUUGACCAGUUCCCAAGUCUGACUCCCCUUAAUGAAGAACGUUCAGUGUGUAAUGAAAGUUGUAGUAAGUUGGAAUCAGAUUGCAUGUAUGGUCCCAAUUCCCCUCGGCGAAGAGGCAGCCUAACCUUCUCAGAGAAUGCGAUAGUUUCAGCAUUAUCCGAAUAUGUUUCUCAAAAUACUAUGCAGUAUAUAGAUAAGAGUCACAGCAUUAGUGGGAUUGCCUGCUCUGAUUUGAGGGGAGAUGGUUGUAGGCCUGCUGGCGAGCUCAACGCAGAAACAAAGACAGUAAAACGGCACCCUGGGCAGCGCUCUAGAGUUCGCAAACUCCAGUACAUUGCUGAAUUGGAAAGAACUGUCAAUGUUCUUCAGGGUUUGGAAUCAGAGUUAGUAGCCAGAGUUGCUUCUCUCCGUCAGCAGCAUGUUGCUUUGUCCAUGGAAAACGGCAAACUAAAGCACCGAGUAGGAAGACUGCAGCAGGAGAAAUUGCUCAUAGAUGGUGAAUAUCAUUCUCUAAGGAAGGAAGUUGAGAGGUUGAAGAUUGGUUUAGCAAAUUCCUCCAGUAGAGAGGGCAGGAGUUACUUUCGGUCAAGUUCUGCUGCCGAGACAGUUGGAUCGGAUGCUACUUGGCAGAUGUUAGACAUAGGUAAACUUAACCUUAAUUGAAACUCAAGAACCAUAAAUUGUGUUGAUGUGUUUUUGAAAGGUGUGGUGUACUCCAUCCUCGCUAUCUGUGACAAGAUAUCAAGCCAAACUCAAUUCCCACAGCUCACAUGUAAAUGCCCAAGCUCUUAGAAACUCACAUAUAUUAUCAACUGGAAGCUGGCACCAUCUUUUCUUUAUUUUCUUUUUUUGUAUCCACACAACACAAAUACAACUUAGGUUGCAUUUGACUAUUUAAAAAAGAUCUGCUUGGAUGGGAGUCAUUUUCCCCAACACAAA
Molecule: messenger RNA, 2343 nt
Organism: Malania oleifera
Lineage: Eukaryota; Viridiplantae; Streptophyta; Magnoliopsida; Santalales; Ximeniaceae
Product: basic leucine zipper 2
Exons: 5
Coding region: 1144-2067 (307 amino acids)
Biological process (GO): regulation of DNA-templated transcription
Molecular function (GO): DNA-binding transcription factor activity
Source: RefSeq, a predicted model, not a curated record